Oncorhynchus mykiss (rainbow trout) is the source of this 771-nucleotide messenger RNA. The record is from RefSeq and is a predicted model, not a curated record. Lineage: Eukaryota; Metazoa; Chordata; Actinopteri; Salmoniformes; Salmonidae.
UCAGACAUAGGCCUAACGGUUUGCAUUCAAUAUUUCAAUUAAAAGUUAGAUUUAUUUAGCUCGUUAAUUUGUAAGGAACCAGUCAUGUUUUUCUCCCCAAGCGUUUUGAAUCGUCACACAGGGUGCUUCUCCACAAUAUGGUUGGCUGCCACCAAAGGGAUAAAGAUCCCACAAAAAGAUUUCCUGAAAGUCAAUGUCCAACGAACAUGUAAUGACAUCAUGGACUAUGUGCUGGUGCGAAUCCCGCCCCCUCUGCCGGGAUUGCCCCGCCCCCGUUUUUCCCUCUACCUCUCCUCCCAGCUCCAAUAUGGUGUCAUCAUCGUCUACCACCGCCAGUGUGGGAUGCUCCUGGAGGAGAUCCAGCACAUUCUGGACAGACUAGCCAAGACCAGAACCGCCCAGAUGAUCGAUGUGGAUGAGUCUGAUAGACACACUCUUUCUCUCCCUGACGUGUUGUCUCUCCUGGAGGAAAGUGAGUGGGCAGCGAACCCCUUCUUUGGAGAAAUAGAUUCUGGGUGCACCAUGCCCAGCCCUAACACACUAAUACAGCUGGGUGGAGAGUUUAGGAGAGAAUCCACUCCUGAGCGCCCCCUGCUUCUGAGUCCAGGUAUCACAGCGUCUCCAGACUCCAUCACUCUGAUAGAGACUGAACCCGUCACCAUCCCCUCAGCAGAGUUUGAAGGUGCGGAGCUCGCUGAGGUCACACAUCAAAACAUGGGGAUGAUUGACUUGCUAAUGGACCAAUUAGAUCACUUCCCAGAGGGUGAGUGA